UUAAAUUUUCAGAGGGAUAUGUUGUUCAUUUCUUCACAUGACCCUUCAAGAUUCUCAUUUUGGAUUAUUAUUUGCAAUGUUUGAAAUCUUUUGGUGUCAUUGUGAAUACAAUAUUGGAUUUAUUUUAUUUGAAUUCACUUCUUAGAUUUUUUAUAGCAAUUUUGCUUCUUAAAAUGUGAUGUGUUUUUUUCAAGAUUGUAUUGUCACGAAGGACAUCAAGGAGGAAAUAAUUCAUUCAAACUGUUUUGUGGGGCUUACAUAUGAUGUUGUACAUGUAAAAUUCGAAAUAAUUUUGGAGUAUACCAUGCAGUGUUUUUCUUUAAAAUCUAUUAUAAUAUUAGCAGGAGUUUUGUGCAUAAAAUGCUGUGUUCACUCAAGGAAAUUCAAAUUUUCAUACAAUGGGAUUUAGUUAUGUUAAAGAUUAAAAAAUUUCAAAACUGGGAAUUCAAGUAGGAGAUAUAGUGUGAGUUCAUCCAAUAUGUUUAUGUGGCUUUAAAUGUGAUUUUAAAAACAUUCAUUAUUAAUUUUGGGAUCUAUUACAAACUAAAGAUGAACUAACAUUAAAUGGGAUCUUGGAAAUGAAAAAAAAUGUUGAAUUAAUGCAGUGGAUAUAGUCUAAUCUAGUGAUAAAGUGAAAAUGAAAGUAAAAUAUUCUAAAAUAUUCCUAAUGUGAGGAUAUGUUUUAAGUGAAUGUGAAAUUGGAAAUAGUCAUUAUAAAAUUCUGAAUCAAAUUUUGUUUGAUUUGGAAAUUUAUCAUAGGAAAUGAAAUAAAAUGUUUUCUGUGGAUAUAGUAAAAUCAAGUGUUAUAUAGUAAAAAUAUAACUAAGAUAUUACAAAAUAUUUGUAAAAAGACAAAUUCUGUGUACAAGAAGAUGUCUACUAAAAGGCCAAGAAGAAAGAAAAAUGUCAAUGAUUCCAUAAAUCCACCAAAGCCUGAUGAGGAAGACGUUUUAAGAGACACUUUAUAUACACAGGGUCUUGACAUGGAGUCAGUUUUAGGUUCCACAGGAAAUUUUGAGUUACCAGAAUCUUUACAAAAUUUACAAAUGAAACAGACACAGACUGCUGGACAAGGUGCUUAUGAAGCUGGGUCUAAUCAUGCUGGUCGCAGCAAGGAGGAACUUGCAGAAUUAAUGAAGAAACUAGGAGUUGGAGAAGGAGUAAGAAAUCCUAUAGGUAGUAGAGAAGAUGAUUCAUUUGCAGGGGAAACAGGACAAGGAGGAGGUUUGAGGGCAAGUGGAAGUGGACAAGGAGGAAUAGAUGGAAUGCAAGGAGGAUUUUCAGGAUUUGAAAAUAUGGGAAUACAGUCUUCAAGUGGAGGACAACAAGAACAACGUGAAAUGUCACAAGAAGAAAAAAUGAUGUUUAAGGGCUUAGAAAAUUUAGGAGAAAAGGAUAAAGAAGCAGCCCUUUUAGCAAUGGGUGGACCAGAAUUACUCCAGCAAUAUCACCAAUCUAUUGGACCUACUAUGCAGCAAAUGAGAAUGGUACCGGGGAGUGGAAUGAUGAUGGGAUCUGGAAGAGGAGGGAUGAUGGGAUCAGGAGUCAGUGGGUUAAAUGAAUCGGGAAAUAUUUCAGUUGGAGGAAUGCUACAAAAUGAACAGAGGAAAGUUCCAGGAGGAGGUGGAAUGCUUGGAGGAAGAGGCAUGUCAUCUAAUCAACAAAACAGAAGAAGACAAGGGCAUGGAAAUGAUACUCCUCAUGGUAGAAUGGGUGGUAGAGGGAUACCAGGAAUGAAUGGUGGAGGGAUACCAGGAAUGAAUGUUGGAGGGGUACCUGGAAUGAAUGGUGGAGGGAUACCUGGAAUGAAUGGUGGAGGGAUACCUGGAAUGGGACUUGGAGGAAUUCCUGGUAUGGGUGGGGGAAAUGGUGAAAUGAAUCAAGAAAAUGUGAUGCAGAUGCUUCAACAGUUUCAGAUGCUUGAGUCAAUGUCGGCUAAGGACAAAGAAGAAGCUCUCAUGGCAAUGGGAGGGCAAGAAUAUGUUCAGAUGUACAGUGAAAAAAUAGCACCCUUAAUGCAACAAAUGGGGAUGGGACAAGGUGGUUCGCUAAAUUCCUUGGCAGGUGGAGGUAGUUCGGGUCAGGGUGCAGGAGGUAUUGGUCAAGGAGGAGGAGGAAUGUUUGGUCCAGGGAAUUCAGGAUUAAGUGGAAUGCUUGGUGGUGGGGGAAUUGGUGGUGGAUCAAAUACAGGAGACCUUUUUGGGCAGGGAGGUCAGGGAAAUUUAGGAGGACUUUUUGGUUCAGGAGGAAGAGGAAGAGCGCAACUUGGUAGUAUGGGGCCCCGCCAUAGACAAAUUGAUGCCAAAACCUUAGAAGGAUUACAAAAUUUAAGUGAAGAGGACAAAAAAGCAGCAUUACAAGCUAUGGGAACUGAUCCUGACAUACUUCAACAAAGCAAUUUAGGUCCAAGCACUCAUGGAGAGACUUUUGAAGCCCCACAACCAAGGUAUAAGAACUAUGAACCUCCACCUGAGCCUUAUGAGCCAACUGGUCCAGGAAUGUAUCAGUUCCAUCGUAGGCAACCUCUCCAACUACCUAUACAUAGCGGAGGCGCUGAAAGUCGUGGUAAAAUGGAUUGCAUGAUGCCAAUGAGUCGACGAAAGAGAAGAUUUGGUGAAAGGGUAAUAGUUAGAACUCAUGGUUCCAGCAUUGAUUUAGAAGGUUACUACAAACAUCUGAUUGAUAAAUGGUCUAAAGAUGCUGUAGAAUGCAGUGACCCACUAUGCACAGGACCCAGUACAAUUCUUCUUCUAGAUGUGUCAGAAAGCAUGAGAGGAGAACCUAUCAGACAGGCUGUAGAAGCAGCUUUGGGGUUCAUUGAUGGUCUUGAGAAGAAUAAGACAGAUUAUGGUUUAGAAGAGAACUUAGGAUUAAUUGUAUUUCAUGGUGACACCUUCGAUGUUACACACCUUACGAGUGAAUACAGUAAAAUCAGGAAUGUUAUAAGUAAUUUGGAAGAUGUGGGAGGAUCUUCACCAUUGAUAAUGACACUUGCAGUUAUUCAGGGAAUGGCAGCAAGAGCUAAAGUUGUAAAGAUUAAAGGACAUGAAAUUUUAACAAGAGCUAUCAUUUUUUCUGACUGUAUAGUAACACCACCAGGAUUUGAUGCAACACAAGAAGAAUAUGUCCGAGAGAGAGUCCAAAAAAGUGUUGAUGCAAACUUCUUUGAAAGUUCCCAAGAUCUGACACAUGAUUAUCAUGUAAGAUUGUUUGCAGUACCAACUGGAGAGAAUACAAGAGAGUGGUUUUGCAACAGAAUUGCCCAUGAUGGAUUUGGAGAGAAUGUUUCACCAGAGGAUACCAGAUGGCUUUGCAGAAAUUAUAUUUGUGAGAGAAUUUUGGCAGAAUGUAAAGUUAAAGUGACACCACUGAACCCAGAUGAUUCAGAAGAUGAACCCGACGAAGAUCAUAUCAAAGAAGUGGCAGAGUCCAUGUACAGUGAUGUGAAUGAAGAUGACAUUGAAUUUGUUGUCAAGAGGUUCAAGGAGAAACUGCAAAGGCCUGCUUUGACUAAGAGGCAGAGAAGGGAAAAGAGAUUACAAGACCAGAUAGAUAGAGCUGAAGCAAUAGAAAGGGGGGAGAACCCACCCCCACUUCCUGAAGAUCCAAAGAAAAAAAAUAAAGCAAAUAAGACUGGAAGAAAAAGUCUAGAAGAAUUACUAGGUAUAGAUAGUGAUGAUGACGAUGAUGAGGAAGAAGAUGAUGAAGAAACUGAUUUGCUAUUUCGUCUGCCAGGGUUAUUAGGCGAUGAAGAGGAUGCUGAGAAUGAUCCAUUAACGAAACAAAAAAUAGAAGAACUUUUAGAAUAUUAUGGGGGUGGUCCACCUAAAAUAGACAAUCUACCAAAUAUGCCAGAAACUGGCACAAAAGUGAUAAAAGGACCUGAUUGGAUGUGGCAAAAAAAUGAUAUACCAGAUAAGAUAGAAGGAACAGUUAUCAGCUAUGAUCAAGAAGAUCUGGGUUGGAUAAAAGUGAGAUGGGAUUCAGUGCCAGGAUCAAAUGAACCAGGGAAAGAAGAAGAUUAUAGAUAUGGUGUAGAUUAUGAAUUUGAUGUAAUGCCUGCUAAAGGUGGAAUGGAAGCUGUAGACUGGCCAGAAGGCAAAAAGAGAAAAAUAGUGGAACCAAUAUGGCUACAGGAGCUGAAUAGAGAAAAGGAAGAAUUAGCUGAGCUCAGAGCAAGAAUUGAAGCAGAAAAAGAGAAAGAACAAAAACUUAAAGAUGAGAAGGAAAAGAAAAAAGAAAAAAAAGAGCAAAAGGAUAAAGAUAGAAAAUCACAGCAUUCUACAGAGACAUCCACCACUCAAACUUCUGAUGAUAAUAAUUGGUCAGAUCUUUCUUCAAUGGCAUCAGAAGUAACAAAAGAGGAACAAAUCUGUUUUGUAUGGCAGUAUCAAGAAAAUGAUGGAACAUGGAGAACAUAUGAUACAGAUACGCAGGCUAAGCUUGAACAGACCUUCAUCAAAAGGAAUGGUAAAGGCACAGUGGUUAUUGAUUUUGAAGAUCAUAAUGAAAGAGUAGUAUUUGAGAAAAUGGAACAGAGACGAAUAGACAAACAUCAUAGGAGACAAGUGAGGAGAAUAGAGGCUGAUGCAGAAAGACUGAAAGAGCUUCAGGAUAUGUUCUCAAGUUAAAACUAAACUGUUUUAAAUGAAACAGUGUGAUAAAGGAUAAAUGUAAUGUCAUUCUGUUUAUUUGUGCUUCAUUUUAUUCAAUUUUUAAAUUUACUCUUUUAUUGUGUAUGUUAUUUUAUAAAGAAGAUAAACUAAUAUGACAUUAAUGAUUUGUUUGUUGAAGUAGGAUGUCAUCAUUAAGUAAAAUGGUUAAACAGAAAAUAGUUUAUUGUGUUCUUUGUGCUUUGAAUACUAUUGAAGAGGAAAUACAUUUUGUAUUACAAUGUGAAUGGUAUAAAGAUUUACAGAGACAGUUUAGUAAAUGUUAUUAUAUAGGCGCCCAAUGUCGUUCAAAUUAUUUUAACUUCUCAGCACUGACUAUGUCAAAGAUUUGUGUUAUUUGUGUAAUUUCCAAUUUUAUGUAUUUAAUCAUAGGAAGGAUAUAUUGAUAUUUAUUUGCUUCUCUUAUGUAAUAUGUCAUGUUAUGGCAUAAAAAUGUGUUUGUACUAUUUAUUGUACUGAUAAGCAUAAUGCACUUAAAGUAAUAAAAAAUUGAAUUUAUCAAUUUUAUAGGUUAGUGUCUAGAUCUGGAUGCUAUUUACUUGCAACAUUUUAAUAUUCAUAUGUCGUGUCUUGACUCAACAUUUUAACUCAAUCUCAUGACAUUGUUUAUCGAAAUAUAACUUUGACUUGAACUUUGACUAAGUUCUAGCUCAAACUCGAAAUUUUCACUAAUGACUUUGAUAAAUUGAAGCAGUAGUGGCAUAUGAUAGAAUUUUGCAUAAUAACUUUUCUCAAUGUACUGGGAAGUAUAUUGUUUUUUAAAAAAAUAUGAUAUUUUGAGGUUAAUUUUAUAUAUCUAUCUAUUUUUAUAACAUUUUUAAUUGUUAGAAUCAAAACUUAUAUAGCUUGCUUAUUAAGUUUUCUGAUGUAAAGGAAGUUGGCAAUCAAAAAUAAUAAAGCUUUACAUUUUCCUCA
Molecule: messenger RNA, 5588 nt
Organism: Mytilus trossulus (common blue mussel)
Lineage: Eukaryota; Metazoa; Mollusca; Bivalvia; Mytilida; Mytilidae
Exons: 21
Coding region: 873-4631 (1252 amino acids)
Molecular function (GO): ubiquitin-protein transferase activity; metal ion binding
Source: RefSeq, a predicted model, not a curated record